AUGCUACCUGCUGCUACAGUUACCGGCAUCAGCAGCAAUGAUGUCAUGACGGAUGGCGGGCAACGAAGGCAUCAAAUUGGAUCCAGUGGAUAUCUACUGCAAGCACAGCCCAGCAAUGUGACACGUAAUCUUGCACCGUCGCACGUCGACGCACCGUCGACGUCUUGA
Molecule: messenger RNA, 168 nt
Organism: Echinococcus granulosus
Lineage: Eukaryota; Metazoa; Platyhelminthes; Cestoda; Cyclophyllidea; Taeniidae
Exons: 2
Coding region: 1-168 (55 amino acids)
Source: RefSeq, a predicted model, not a curated record